Molecule: messenger RNA, 1641 nt
Organism: Kluyveromyces marxianus DMKU3-1042
Lineage: Eukaryota; Fungi; Ascomycota; Saccharomycetes; Saccharomycetales; Saccharomycetaceae
Gene: ECM3
Product: putative ATPase ECM3
Exons: 1
Coding region: 1-1641 (546 amino acids)
Biological process (GO): transmembrane transport
Cellular component (GO): membrane
Source: RefSeq, a predicted model, not a curated record
AUGGGUCUAUCAGUAGGACAGGCAAUAUGGAUUUCUAUUAAGCCUAUGAUCAAGAUUUAUUUCAUUAUCGGCACUGGGUUCGCUUUGGCAAAGGGUAAUAUCAUGACCGUUGCUGCUACCAGAACGCUAUCAGAUGUGGUUUUGACAGUGUUACUACCGUGUUUGUCGUUUAAUAAGAUCGUCAGCAGUAUCGAGGAUAAGGAUAUCAAAGAUGUCGGGAUUAUAUGUCUAUCCUCGUUGCUAAUUUUUGGUACAGGGCUGUUUUUCGCAUACGUUUGCAGAAGGUUGUUGCCAGUACCGAAGCAAUGGUACGGUAGUAUUCUUGCUGGUGGGAUGUUCCCCAAUAUCAGUGAUUUACCAAUCGCCAUCUUGCAGACAAUGGACCAAGGCUCGUUAUUCUCCCAAGAAGAAGGUAACAAAGGUGUUGCCUCGGUCAUUAUUUUCCUAGCCAUGUUCAUGAUAUGUUUGUUUAACCUUGGUGGGUUCAGACUUAUAGAAAACGACUUCAAUUACUCGGACGAAGAAAAUGCUACACAUUCAGAGGAAAGCACCGUGGGCGAACCCGUAAGGCCCAACGUUUCGCAUAGAGCCUCGCAAUUCAAUAUACCGAACGAUUCCCAAUCGCUGUCGUCUAAGGAGGAAGGCCCUAUCCCCCUCUCCAACGUUUCUGACCAGGGAAGUGGUGGAACCGUCAGACAAUACGACGAUGAAACAAGCGCUAUAUCUCGCCGCACAACGAACAUAUCUCAGGCUAGUGCAGCCCAAUCCGUUGUUUCAUCGCUUAGAUCCAUUGACUUGAGAUCUAUGCCAGCUCAGGGCGUGGAUGACUUGAUUAGAGAAUAUUCCAACGUCGAUCAAUAUGGUGACCGGAGACCAUCUUUCAGCUCAAGUGCGCUGAGCGGAAUCGAUCAAACUGAAAGUACUACCCUUAAACGAGAACUCACAAAUUUGAAAAGAAUUAUCACCUCAGAUGCAACUGUUAACAAGAAAGAUAUUCAGGAAUCGGGCAAUUGGCUACCUAAAAGCAUAGCUAAAUUCCCAGGUGUAAACUUUUUGGUGUUUUUCUUAAAGAACUGUUUAAGACCAUGUUCAAUAGCUGUUAUAUUGGCGCUUGUUAUCGCCUUUAUCCCAUGGUUAAAGGCUUUGUUCGUUACAACAUCUAGUACUCCGCAUAUUCGUCAGGCCCCAGAUGGACAACCAGCUUUGAAUUUCAUCAUGGAUUACACAUCUUACGUGGGUAGUGCCUCCGUUCCUUUUGGUUUAAUGCUUCUAGGGGCUACUUUAGGUAGAUUAAAGCUCCAAAAGUUGUACCCAGGGUUUUGGAAAACAGCAGUUGUUUUGGUUUUACUGAAGCUUUGUAUAAUGCCAAUUUUUGGUGUUCUUUGGUGCGAUAGGUUAGUGAAGGCAGGGUGGUUAGACUGGAAACAUGACCGUAUGCUUUUGCUCGUUAUUGCUAUGGAUUGGGGUUUGCCUACAAUGACUACCAUUAUCUACUUUACUGCCAGCUAUACACCUCCAGACCUUGCUGAUACAACUAGAAUGGAUUGUGUUGCAUUCUUUUUGAUUCUACAAUACCCUCUUUUGCUUAUUACCAUGCCAUUUUUGGUCACAUACUUCUUGCUUGUUCAAAUGAAGGUGUAA